Messenger RNA from Chelmon rostratus (copperband butterflyfish), 3927 nucleotides. RefSeq names its product testis specific protein Y-linked (gene tspy). Gene Ontology annotation, molecular function: histone binding; chromatin binding. Gene Ontology annotation, cellular component: nucleus; chromatin. The coding region runs from base 827 to 2506 and encodes 559 amino acids. Gene Ontology annotation, biological process: nucleosome assembly. The transcript has 8 exons. The record is from RefSeq and is a predicted model, not a curated record. Lineage: Eukaryota; Metazoa; Chordata; Actinopteri; Chaetodontiformes; Chaetodontidae.
CUGUUUACGCCUUCCGCCUCCACUGAAUUCAGACAAACCCAAGUCCUUGUUUACAUUCACAUUUGAGGUAUUUAACCAUAUGUGCGAUUAAUUACACAUUUCCUACAUUUUGAUAUCACAUUAUUCACAUAUUGUUCAACGGGUAACCCACGCAUACGAAGCUACGAGUUGCGAAAAAGUCAUGUAAGCAGUCUGUCAGAUAUUAAACGUCUAAACGACAUUUUACAUUCAUGGACGUUAAGAUUGUGUCACGACAACCGCCAGCUGCACCUGCUCACUGCGCAGUUAAGGAACUUGCCACUGUUACAGAUUACCAUAUAAACACACCCUUGUGAAUGAUUGGUGGGGAGGUUUUAGCGCGUCGUGCCGUAGCCAAUCAGAGGAUUGUUUUUCUGUCACGUCGGUGCACGGAUAGUAAGCUAACGGAUAAUGCAAAAUAAACUAAAAUAAAGAACGCGGUUUGUCUAUAAAGGCGGUAUAGCACGGGGAGGUUUGAUUAUCUGGACCGAGUUUUUCUUGUUGGACUUUUAUUUGUGGAAAUGUGCGGCAGCCAUCACUGCAAGGACACACGAACUGGGUAACGUGAGCUAACUAAAGUUAGCAUUAGCCUUCUAAUUUUUUAACGUUCCGCAAGGCCGCGGACAAAUACAACAGCUCCUUCCUGUUCUAGCCUCAUUGAGAAUGUAGGUUACGUUAGGAUUGGAGUUACAAAAUCACAGCUUGUGUCUAAGUAGCUAACGCAGUGGUGUAAUCGAUUGCAUUUAAGUUUGUUUCAGUUGAGCUCGCGGGCAACCUAGCUUGCUAGGUAUUUGGCUAGCUAGCUAGCAUGAGUGAACUGACGGACUGCCAGCAGUCCGCUGACUCUGCACCGAGGAAACGAUGUCUAUCGUCCGAUCGCGAUGAAAGCAGCACGAUUCCCAGCAAGUCCACCAAAGUAAGUGACGCACCAACUGAAGCGGGGGUUACUUCUGGAAGUUGCAAAAACAGUGAAGCCGCGAGUAAAGAAAUUUCUGGGAGCGAGGGCCAAACUAAAGAUAGAGAGAAGGAACCAACUGCUGUGCAAGCGGAUCAGGGUUCAGACCGCACGGAUGGCACCAGUGCGCAGCCUGCAAACAACUUCAAAGCAGACCGUCACGAUGCCAGCAAUACUGAAAAAACACAGUCCUCAGAUGCACAGGGAUCUGCUGACUCAAAGGAAGAGAAAACUGUAGGAACAAAGCUGCGUCCCGCAGCUCCUGUGGACCAAUCCGACUCAGCAGCCAUAGCAGCUGCUGAAGCACUUGCCAGUCUCACAGGAGGAGACGGGGAAGACAGUCAAGAGACUCCUUGCUCAUCUGAAAAGGCUAAACAGGUGAAACAGGGGAGCAAAUUCAAACAACGUGGGGCCCACCAGUCCUCAAGAGCAGGCUCUAAAACGCAGGCAGCUGCUGCAGAUAGCUCCACAUCUGUGCAUAGUACUGACAGAGAAGAUGCAGAUGAUGUGCCAGAUGCAGAUGAAGGCGAUGAAUCCAUGUCUGGGUCAUCCUCCACUCCAAGCUCCUCUUUCCCAUCAGACAAUGAGGACAAUGAUGAUGGCGAGUGUGCCAUUGUGUCGGUUAAGAUGGCCCCGGAGAUGAGGCAGUCAGUGGCCCUCUUGGCGCAGGUGCAGAUGAGACUGGAAGCUCUUGAGAAGAAAAGUGCCCGGCUUCACCAACGGCUGGAGCUGAAAAUUAGUCGUCAGCGGCGCCCACAUCUGGAUCAGCGCAGCUCCAUUGCAAAAACUAUCCCUGGCUUCUGGGUGACAGCUCUGUUGAACCAUCCUCAUCUCUCAGCUCACAUUGAUGAGACUGAUGAAGAUGCUCUUAGUUACAUGACUGACCUUGAGAUCGAGUCUUUCAAGAAUAAUAAACUAGGCUACAGGAUCCGUUUCCACUUCAGACGGAACCCGUACUUCCAGAACAACAUCAUCAUGAAGGAGCUGCACCUCGGGAUGGGAGGAUCUCCCAUGUCAUUCUCCAACCCCAUCCUGUGGCAUCGUGGACAGAACCUGACGGCCCACAGCGAACCCAGGAAGUCGUCACGUGGGGUUUAUCAGACCUUCUUUAGCUGGUUCAGUGACCAUAGCAACCCAGGACAAGAUGAUGUAGCACAGAUACUGAAGGACGACCUGUACAGAGACCCUUUGAGAUACUACCUCACUCCACUUUGGGAGCCGAGGGAGAACGGCAGUGGUGGCAGUGGGGCCAGGGCAGCUGACAACGGUAAUGGAGAUGAGUGUGUGGUGAUAUCCGACUCAGAUGAUGAGCCUGGUGAGGAAGCUGGUGAGGCUGAACACGGCCACAGUAGGGAGGACGAAGAGGAGGAGGAGGACGUGGAGGAGGAGGAGGAAGAAGAAGAGGGAGAAGAAGAAGAAGAGGAGGAAGAGAGGGGACCAAGUGCUGAUGAGAGCCCAGAGGAGAAGGAUGAUGGUGGAGAAAUUGUGAUUGACGGCUCUGAUGACAGCGAGCAGGAAGAGGAGGAGGCCUGAAAAGAAGUGAAGAAGAAGAAGAAGAGGAGGAGGGAUAUAUCGAUGAAGAGGGCGAGUCAUCGAGGGACCAGAGACGUGGACGAUGGAGAGGAUGCCUAGGUUGGCGACGAGUACCAGAGCAAUUUAUUGUCGUUUUUAUGCACAGAAUAUCAGUUUUUGUUGUUUUAUACCUAAAAUACAUAGAAACAUCUAAAAAUCAGGGUUAACUAUAAUAACAAAGCCAAGGCAGCAUGUUUUCCCCUCUGUUUUAUACAGUCUGUACUGUGUAUUCUGAUGCACUCUGAUUCACUUUUUUGCAAAAUGUUUUUUUCUAAACUGGUUCUUAGGCAUAUUAUGCCAGUCAGUUCAUACAAGUCGCGUUCUUCUAUUUAACGAGGAACAUCGCGCGGCAGCCUACGCGCAUGUCGGUGAGAUUUCGAACGCCGCUACUUGACGGCAUGAAAUUCAGCAUUGCAAAUUCUUCAGACGUACGAUGCAGAAACCUUCAGUGGCAUUAUUAGUGGUCAUUUCAAGGCAAAGUUUUGGCUGUUUUUAGAAUCGACGUGGCAAAACAUGUCGCCGAGCGUGUCACAAGUUAAAUUGAUAUCAUGACAGUACCUUUACUAGUAACGAGUACUGAACCAAAAUUUGUUCUCAGGGAUGAUCAUGGUGGUAGUUUUAUUGAAAGAUCAUUAGUGAUUUUCAGACAUUUACACUCUCUGGUUAGUGUUGGCUAUGUAUAAGGAAACGUGUACUCUACUGUAGUAAAUAGGAACAAAAUUUGUUUAAAUAUGCUACCUGUGUUUCUCCUUCUUCAUCUCUGUUGUCUUGUUACACACCAACGUCCACCCCUGUUACCAAUCUGUCCACCAUCUCUAAUGUUUGACAUAGUUUGACCAAUGUUUUCUUUAGAUUUAACUUAAUUUGAACUUGCUUUCUGAAACACUCAAGAGUUGUUGUCGUGUAAUGUGUUUUUACGUUCUCUUCUUUUUGAAAGCUGGUAUUUAUUACACUGUUUUUUUCUACAUGUCCACAUUAUGGCAUGCCUGUGAGCAUGAAAUGUAAGACAGAACAGUUACAUUAACUUACAAGGCUUUUUCUGUGCACAGUGUCAGUAAAUGUUAAAUUCACAGCAACAUUAUGGGGUGCACUGUAACAAAAUUAGUAUUUGUAUUUGCUUACUUUUCUUAGCAAUGACCUGUAAAUAAUAUUUCAGCGUUGUCUUUUGGAUGAGAGAAAUACACGUGUUUAAUCCAUGGAUAAAUUUAUCAAAUAAUCUGGAGUUUUUUCAUAAACAUGAUCAGAAAGUUAUAUUUUGUGUGCUGUGUUUUAUAGGAUACUGUAGUUUAAAGAUACUUGUUUGUUGCUUUGGUUGAUUUUGUUUGCUUAAAGGUAAAUGUCCACCUUUUGACUCAGACCUAAUAAAAUAGGCAGUUGUUUCA